Molecule: messenger RNA, 3164 nt
Organism: Papaver somniferum (opium poppy)
Lineage: Eukaryota; Viridiplantae; Streptophyta; Magnoliopsida; Ranunculales; Papaveraceae
Product: monocopper oxidase-like protein SKS1
Exons: 12
Coding region: 1343-3043 (566 amino acids)
Molecular function (GO): oxidoreductase activity; copper ion binding
Source: RefSeq, a predicted model, not a curated record
GGGUGAGUCCUGUGCUUCUCAGCGUAUUCAGCGCCAGAUUAGUGCGAUGCACAUUCUGCAAUCUGUGGAGUCCUUUUUUGCCGCUGCUGGAGCAUCUUGCAAAUCUAAUUGCUCAUAAUUUGUCGUUGAUGUCACUGUAUCAAAUGAGCGCUGUGAUGCAAUUGUGAAUAAUGAAUCAGUCAAUGCUUAUGAAACUAGCACUUCUCAACCUAGGCAGCCAACUUGCGAUGAUGCAGUUCCAUCAAAAGAGAUUUCUUUUCGCAUCUCGGUUUUCCAGCAAAUUCCCGAGACACUUUUAGUGAAAGCCUCCUUACAAAAUAAAAAAAGACCCACUUUCUGGCGCAUUCUCUGUGCUGUUUCAGCAGCUGGAAUUAUCCCUUAAGAAGGAUUAUUGUAGAAAUACCUAAACAUGUUCAAGGUGCAAGCUCGGAAGAUAUGCCUACUUUCAACUAUGUAUGACCUGUUAACUACUUGUAGAGCGAACCCGGAUCUGUGGAACCAUUGGCCCAACUUGUGAGUUUGGAAUUAAUAGUGUAUGCGUCAAUGCUUGGGUUCCUGAUCAGAUAUCUCCCUACCCAGAACCGGAACUGAUUAUAGAGUCGGUAUCAGGUACUCAUCGGGAUCCGAACCAAAUACAUCGAUUCCAUUUUGCUCAGGUUUCGGUUCUGGCGAAAAUCCGUUGACGCCGGCAACAUUGGAUGUCUUUUUUCGCAUUGAAUAUUGUACAUACCAUUGUCAGUUUGACUUAAAAAUAUAAACUCAUCCUCCAACUUUUAGAAGUACAAGAUCUCUAGAUUUGCAAAACAGGGUGGUGCACUGCACAUAUUUUGUUAGACUUUUCAGUUAAUGUACAAUAGACAAAAAAUUUCUAUAAUCCCGCAAAUCUAUUUGGUUACUUAAAUGUUAGUUAUGAUACUUUUGGCAUCCCUAAGUAAACUAAUUAGUUUCUUAAUAAAAAGGACCCUGAAAUAACUUAAGGAUUACAUGUCUUCUGGCGACAAAUGCGUGUGUUGUGAAUCAUGAUGGUCGACAAUCACAACCGUUGAAACAAAGAUCUCUUGAUCCUUGCAACAUUCUCAUGAAUUACCUAACGUUCCUUCCACCUUUGAUGAGAGAGAUAAGGUGUGAUAAAUGAAUAGUCUGUAUUAAGUUAUUAACUUCUUCACCUCGUAACUUAAAACCAUCAUUUUUAAGCAAUAUUUUAUUCUUCCUCCUUCCAGUUUCAACUGACUUUCAACUGCUUAAAUCUUCUCUCUGGAAGGGCAAGUACACUGCACAGUAACACAAACAAGCUUAUAGCUCUUCCCAAAGAGUUGAGAGUUUGUCAUUUGUUUUGAUCACAAUGGAACCUUCUUACAUUAACAAACAACUUGUAAAAACAAAGUUUAUCAUCAGUGCAUCAACUUCACUUGUUCUUUUUAGUUAUUUGUUACUAGUACUUCUAGUUUGCAGCUCUGUUGAUGCUGAAAAUCCUCAUCUUUGGUUCGAAUGGAGGGUUUCUUACGGUGAGCGUUCUCCUCUUGGUGUUAAAAAGAAGGUUAUUUUGAUUAACGAUCAGUUUCCUGGCCCUCUCUUAAAUACAACUACAAAUGACAAUGUUCACAUUAACGUUCAUAACAAUCUGCCGGAGCCCUUACUUAUCACAUGGAAUGGAAUUCAACAAAGGAGGAAUUCAUGGAUGGAUGGAGUCCAAGGAACAAAUUGUCCAAUACCACCAGGGCAAACAUGGACAUAUAAUUUCCAAAUGAAGGAUCAGAUCGGAAGUUUUUUCUAUUUCCCAACGUUAGCGUUUCAAAAAGCGGCUGGUGGGUAUGGUCCAAUCCGUGUUCAUAAUCGUCAUGUUAUUAAAGUUCCGUUCGACCGUCCAUUCGAUGAAUUUGAUGUCCUGAUUGGAGACUGGUUCGUUUCGGAUUACCGGGACAUGAAAAAAUCUCUAGACCGUGGAAUUCCCUUGCCAUCUCAACCAAAUGGAAUACUCAUCAAUGGUCUUGGUCCUUUGGAAACCAAUUUCACUUUUCAACCAGGAGAGACAUAUAGGUUAAGAAUAUCAAAUGUUGGGCUGAAAACAUCAUUGAAUUUCAGAAUUCAGAAGCACCAAAUGUUGUUAGUAGAGACGGAAGGAUCCUACACACUGAAACAAUACUAUGAUUCUUUAGAUAUCCACGUGGGCCAAUCAUACUCCGUCCUUGUAACUGCCAAUCAGACUGUCGGUAUGUCGUAUUACAUGGUUGCAUCCUCCAGAUUCAUGGAACCAGAGCUGGUUGGUGUUGCUCUUAUUCAUUAUCCGGGUUCGCUAGUUUUACCCCUGGAUCCAAUUCCACCUGGACCUGAUCCAUUCGACUACGAAUAUUCUAUGGAACAAGCCCGUUCUGUAAGAUUGGAUUUGGAAGUUGGAGCAGCAAGGCCGAACCCACAAGGCUCUUUUAAGUAUGGCAAAAUCCCAAUAAACCGCACCAUAAUUUUAGAGAACGGCUUGAUGAUGGUUGGUGACAGUCGCCGUUUUACUGUUAACGGCGUCUCGUUUGUUAAUGGAGACACACCUCUAAAGCUGGCAGAUUAUUUCCAACUCCAAGAUAUAAUUGCACCUGAGAAGUUCCCAGAUGCACCUGAUAAUCGUCCAUAUGCUUUGGGUUCUUCGAUUAUCGAUGCUGAAUAUCGAAAGUUCAUCCACGUUGUGUUUCAAAACCCUCGCCCUUCUUUACAAACCUGGCAUAUGGAUGGAUACAACUUUUUCGUUGUUGGAAUGGAAAAUGGUCAUUGGAACGAGAGUAGACUAUCAGAUUCAUCAUAUAACAUGGCCGAUGCUAUUUACCGUUCUACUGUUCAGGUGUAUCCGUAUUCUUGGACAGCAGUAUUGUUGGAACUAAACAAUCAAGGAAUGUGGAAUAUCAGAUCUCAAGACGCUGAGAAAUGGUACUUAGGCCAAGAAUUGUACAUGAGAGUGAAAGGCAUUGGACAGGAAGAUCCAUCAACCAUUUCCCCUCGGGAUGAAGAAGGUGCACCUUGGAAUCUUAUCAAAUGUGGAAAGGCUGGUCCCGUUUAGUUAGUAUCACUCUCUCCAAAAUUGUACUAUUAUUGGUUUCUGAUCUUUGUUGAAAGAUUUUUUUUCUAUGGACCGAUAAAAAAUAAAUAGUUUAGUUAGCAUCAUUCAUGUUCUUUUGUUC